Culex pipiens pallens (northern house mosquito) is the source of this 852-nucleotide messenger RNA. RefSeq names its product 52 kDa repressor of the inhibitor of the protein kinase-like. The record is from RefSeq and is a predicted model, not a curated record. The coding region runs from base 94 to 822 and encodes 242 amino acids. The transcript has 2 exons. NCBI's taxonomy places the organism in Eukaryota, Metazoa, Arthropoda, Insecta, Diptera, Culicidae. Gene Ontology annotation, molecular function: sequence-specific DNA binding.
CGCUUGUUUUUGUUUACAACCUCGCGCGCCAUAGAUGUUUUCGUGACCGUCAACUUAUUUCCUAAAGAUUAUUCCAAAAUCCCUUGAUCAAAAAUGCCAAUCCAGUGCUCCUUUCACGCGUGCACCAACGAAUCCGAAACGGCCACCUCGGUCUCCUUCCACAAGUUCCCGGACGAGCCCGAAUGCUGCGAAAAGUGGGUCGACUUUUGCGGCUCCGACGAGCUGAACGAGCGCUUCGUGCUGGAGGGCGUCCAGGCGCUACGCUUCCGGUUCGUCUGCUCGGACCACUUCCGGCCGGCGUGCUACAUCAAUCCCAAGUAUACGUUUAAAGGUUUGAGAAAGUUUGCCGUUCCAACCGUUGAAGAUAAGAACGUUAAACCCAAGGUGCAGAACGAACGAAAAAAGUCCAAAUAUAACGAUUACCGAAAGAACUCGAAACCGGCGAUGAAAACGUACGGCGGGGCCAAAUCCAUAAAGGAAAAGGCGUUGGAAAGGUUGACGUCAAAACAAAUCGCCGCGGAACCGGUUAGCGUGGAAAUGAUGCAGUCCUGCCGGUGUGAACUCGACGACGAGUUUCGGAACAAGUUCCUCGAAGAGCUGACCCGGGGAGAGGCGCUCGUGCGCGAGUUGAACGAGAUUAAGGGUAAAACCAAGGCGCUGAAGAAGCCGCUCGCGGGUUGCGAACGGAGCAUUCAGGUAGUUGACAAUAGGAUUAAGGGAUUGUGUCGGCGGUUGGCCGCGCUAGAAGAGAAGCACGACAUCCAGGUUGAGAUCAGUUCGGACGAGGAGGUUUGCCUUUCCUCCGCCAAACAAGAAGAUUGAAUGAAAUAUGUAGUUAAGUUUGAAUUUAAA